GAGAGCCGAGAAGACAGCUCCAGGGCUACCCAGCCCGCAAAGAAAAACCAAAAUGGUCGAGUGCGAGGUUGACAGGAACGAGAAGGACGUUCUUGGAAACGUGGCGAAGGACGCCCAGAGGAACGGCAAGCUUGGGGCCAAAUCCACGCAGCGCGCUGGCCUUGCUGCUCCGCAGAAGUCUUCAAAUGCCUCCCAGAGAGCGGCAGUGGCUCGUCCGGAGCAGCUGAGGAAGAACGCCAAGCUUCCUGUGGGGCUUGUGCCAAGCGUGAGCCGCUUGGCUCAGACUGCAGAGAGGCUCCCAGCUUCAAACUCGGGUCACCUAAAUCCAGAAAGGAACAAGAAACCUUCCCAGAAGACUGUCGCCACCCCAGCACCAGGGACUGGAGGUGACCAGCCCCAUCCUGGGGCACCUUGCUCCCAAAACGAGGGCUUGUGGGACAGGCUGGUCGGAAACAAAGAAAAUGUCCAAGCGCAAGCAUCUGUGCGCCCCGUGCUGAACAGAGCUUUUCAGUCUCGUGGAAACAACCUCGAGAACAGGAGAGUCUGGGCUCACCAGCAAAGCUCAGCCACGAUGUCAAGAACCGUCCCAGGCACACAGGACAGAGCUAGUAGCCGCCAGGCUAAGGAAGAGCCGAUUCAGGAUAAAUUCAGGAAAACUCUGCCAGGCUCAAAGAGUGUGCCUCCGAAAACAAAUACCAAAACUCAGCCAUUGCAGCCCCCUCGGUUACUUACUGCUUCUGCCAAUUUGCUAUAUAAAAAUCCAGGGGAAAACCAGGGGAAAACCAAUAUGGCGAGGGGACCCGUAGGAAAGCCGCUCGGUGUGCCUCCAGCAGGAAAUCUGAAGCCCUACAAUAGGCCACUGCAAAUGAAAAUACCUCCCGCAAAGCCUCCACAGGCUCCUCCAACCCUGAAACCCAGCCUGAAGCCGAGUGGAACCGUGCCCUGGCAAAGGCCCUCGACUAAAUUGGGGACAGACAGGAGGGAUGUGAAGGUGGUGCCUCCCGGAUGCACGGCGGCAUCCCGACCGACGGUCCCUCCAAACCAGCCUCGCGGCACAUACGGCUCCAGAACUCAGGCCAGAGCGAGCAAUUUUGGGUGUAGGCGCGUUCCCAAGACCCCGUCGGCUGCAGAUCGUAAGAAACAGCUGGAGGAGUGGUUGGCAUCCAAAGGCAAGACAUACAAGCGGCCGCCUAUGAUGCUGCUUCAGAAAAAGCAAAUUCCGCUGUCCCGCAGAAAUGUCAAGGAGAAAGAGAAGCGAGAGAAACCGGAGCAGCAACCCCUGGAGAUGAUCGACAGCAUCUUGACUGAGUGCCUGAAGCUCGCUGAGGAGGGUGUCGAUGCAGAGGAGCUCUCUGCCGUGCUGUCCCACGUGCCUCAGGCCGAGAAAUUCGCCAAGUUCUGGAUCUGCAAAGUGAAACUCCUCGCCCGGAGCGGCCCUUUCGACGUGAUAGGGUUGUACAAAGACGCCGUUUGUGCUGGUGCGGCG
Apaloderma vittatum (bar-tailed trogon) is the source of this 1486-nucleotide messenger RNA. RefSeq names its product cytoskeleton associated protein 2-like (gene CKAP2L). The transcript is spliced from 4 exons. Gene Ontology annotation, cellular component: mitotic spindle; centrosome; cytosol. The record is from RefSeq and is a predicted model, not a curated record. The annotation marks the transcript as partial. Lineage: Eukaryota; Metazoa; Chordata; Aves; Trogoniformes; Trogonidae.